GGGGGCGGCGCGCAGCCGCCGCAGCGCUGCUGCUCUGUCCGCGCGAGUCCUCGCAACUGUCUCCGCGUGGCGCGAGCCUCGAGCCUCGAGCCUCGCUCUUCCCCCUGACGGCGGCGACAGGAGGAGCGCAGGCGAGAGGCGGCGGGCUCCAUGGAGAAAGGCGGACGCCGGGGCAGAGGCGGCGCUUCCAUCCCGGCACCCGGGCUCCAGUGACCCGCGCUCGCGUCCUGCACCGCGUCGGAGCGGCCGUCGGCCCCGGGACUAACCGGCCUCGCUGCCACUCCCCGCGCCGCCGCCUUUCUACCGGCGCGCCGAGCCACCGACUCGCCCUCGCCCCUACUCCCCGGCGGGGUGGCGGCGGCUGGGCCCCCUCGGCGGCGGCCGGAGCAGCCUCGGCAGCAAGAGCCCGCCUCUAUGAUGAAGUUCAAGCCCAACCAGACGCGGACCUAUGACCGCGAGGGCUUCAAGAAGCGGGCGGCGUGCCUGUGCUUCCGGAGCGAGCAGGAGGACGAGUGCUUCUCAGGCUGGAAAUACAUGGUCACGGUGGGUCUUGCAGGUGCUGUUGGUGAGUAGCAGUCGGUACCCAGACCAGUGGAUUGUCCCAGGAGGAGGAAUGGAGCCUGAGGAGGAGCCCGGCGGUGCUGCCGUGAGGGAAGUUUAUGAGGAGGCAGGAGUCAAAGGAAAACUAGGAAGACUCCUGGGUAUAUUUGAGCAGAACCAAGACCGAAAGCACAGAACAUAUGUUUAUGUUCUUACAGUCACUGAAAUAUUAGAAGACUGGGAAGAUUCUGUUAAUAUAGGAAGAAAGAGAGAGUGGUUCAAAGUAGAAGAUGCAAUCAAAGUUCUCCAGUGUCAUAAACCUGUACAUGCAGAGUAUCUGGAAAAGCUAAAGCUGGGUUGCUCCCCAAGCAAUGGAAAUUCCACAGUACCUUCCCUUCCAGAUAAUAAUGCCUUGUUUGUGACUGCCGCACAGACCUCGGGGUUGCCAUCUAGUGUAAGAUAGAGAGUUUGGGGAGGGCCUCCCCGACCAUGUGUGAUCUCUUGGGGAGAGGCUUCUUCACUUUCCUUGGCAAACAUCUGAAUGAUGCUCGCAACUGUCUGAAUUUGCCAUGCAGGGAUUUCAAACAAUUUGCAUGUUUUUCAGAUGCUUUCAAAUCUUCUUUUUAAAAAAAAAGUGUAAAAUAUUUUUAAUAAGCCAAAGCCAUGUGGAAUUUUUUUAGAUGCCUUAACUGUGCCCCCUCAUGUUAUUUUUGUCAUUUUUUUCCACAGCAUUUUUUUAGGGUUUUUGUUUUGAUCUGUCCAUUUGGCAUCAGUCUUUUAUCAGAUCAAAUUACUUGUGGGUAUGUUCCCCCUAAAUUGUUUUCUCAUUUGCAGCAUUAAUAUAGUCAACAAAUCUUUCUGUGGUGGGAAUUAAUGGAAAAUAUUCGUAGUAUUAAAGAAAUCCAUCCAUUCCAGAACUUGUUUCAUAGGAUAAGAAUUUAAAAUCAUAAAUUGCACAUUUGGACUGUCUCUGUAUGGUCCUUAACUGUUCGGGCAAAGGACUUCAAUUUGAUAUUUGGGAAAUUUGUCAACUCUUCUCUAAAUUUGCAUAAUUAGUAUUAUUAUGUUGCUGUCAACCUGAAAUGGCUAUUUUCCCUAAAAUUCAAUAGUAAUUUAACACAAAAUAUUACUCUAUAGUGAGUUGGUGAUUUUUACGGAAAUACUGUUAGCAAAAUGCAUGAUGUAGUAAAUACAUCUUAUCAUGAAGACAGUAUUCACGGAAUUUAUUUAGCAUGCUCAGUUGCCAAUUCCCUUUGUCAUUGAUCUCUUACAUAGAAUAUCUUGGAACCAUAUUUCCCUCAAUGUUAAUUGCCCUUAAAACAUUUUCAGUUUUAAUUUAGAUUUACCAAAAACCACAGGAUUAGAAUCUCACCUUCAGGGCCAAGUCAGUGAUGGCUGCACCACAGUGAAAUACAAAGGCCACCUUGCUGUUCAGCUGCUGUGGGCUUAAGAUUGUUAAGGCACCUUCAAAUGUCUCAUCUUUUUUAGGUUGUCAGUAAUUACUAUUUGUCAUAACUUUUGGGGCACUAAACACACCUGAACUAAAAAUUAUUUCAUCUUACCCUUUAUACUCACUUUAAAAAUCAGGCAUCCCAUCUAAAACAAAUAAGUACCUGGAUUGAAACUCCUGCACUUCCCCCAACAAGGUCAGAAAUAAGGGGAGAGGAAAAAAAAACACUUUUGUAAAUAUUGUAACUGGUGAGUAUAAAGUAGAAAAGGUAUAGUUAAAAUAUUUGCUCUCUAUAUAACUGCUAACCUUUAAAAAUAUAAUUGCUGCUAAAAAUAGAGCUCUUAUAUUUCAGGAAAAUUGGUGCCGUUUUGAAAAUGAGAUCUUGUGCCAUUAAAGGCAGCUGAACUAAAUAUAAACAUAGUUCACAAAUUAAUGCUGUCAACGGAAGGAGUAAAGUAGAAAAACUUAACCAGUGACAUUUUAUCCUAAAUUAUGUAGUAUAAUCAAAUGUGAUCAUCAGAAUUUUUAUAUUUUUCUUUGUACAGAGGUUAUGUAUUCUGAGUGUUUUUAAAAAAGGAAACAUUUUAAAUCCCACAGAUUUGUGUCAAUCACCAAUGGACUUAAGAUUUUUUUUCUCAGUAAUCUCUGAAAUUUGUUUAAAUUAUACACUUAACACAGCAGACAAACUGGAUUGUUUUUGUAUAUAAGACUGCUUCCACCUGAAAUGCUGUCAAGAGUACUUGGGGGGUUUAUCUUGUACAUGAUAUUCUUAGAGGUAAUAAUGCAUGAACUUAUUUUAUAAACUCUUGGACUAUGUAUUUGACAUGUAAAAAAUGUACAGUAUUAAUGUCAACCAUCUCUUAAAAGUUAGCCUAUAAAUAUUGUUGUAUAAUUUUCUUUGGUCAGAAACAUUUUGGUCUAAGUAGUGCCGUCAGGAUUUUCUUCAGUGCCAUUUAGCAAAACAUCUGUCAUUCACCUAUGCAACUAGCAAAAAUGUGUAUAAUACUACAGAGUACCUUACAGUUUCACUUUUAAAAUUUCUUCACUGUUCUUGUGGAACCUGAUCUAGCAAAAUUAGAGGAAAGCCCCAAGGAAAUUUACUUGAAAAGCCAACAUUUCCAGGUUAAAUAGUGGAAUCCACUACUAAAGAUAACCAGUAAAAUGUCUACCAUCUCAACCCUCCAAAGUUUGCAAGGUGUUGAGGCUGUUAAUUGUGCUUAUUUGUGGGGUAGUUGAAUAAAAUUGGGCACUUAAUUUUUCGGUUCCUUGUUCCUCAUGAAAAAGCAGUUACUGUAAAUUUGAUUUGCAGACAAAGUAGAAUCUGCCCUGCAUGUUGUUUUGUAAAGAUGACAUUUUUCCAUCCAAGCACAUGCUAUCCAAUUUCCUGUCUAUCACACUAUUGUAUAAAGAGCAGCAAAAACUGGAGGGGGAAGUAACUGCUGUAAACACUGAAUUGCUCUGCAUGGUCUUAUUUGAGAUAAUUGGUAUAAGAAUCUUGACUUUUUUAUAUUUGGAAACAUCAAAUAAAAAUGAAAACAAUC
Molecule: messenger RNA, 3531 nt
Organism: Marmota monax (woodchuck)
Lineage: Eukaryota; Metazoa; Chordata; Mammalia; Rodentia; Sciuridae
Gene: Nudt4
Product: nudix hydrolase 4
Exons: 5
Coding region: 449-1003 (184 amino acids)
Biological process (GO): diadenosine hexaphosphate catabolic process; diadenosine pentaphosphate catabolic process; adenosine 5'-(hexahydrogen pentaphosphate) catabolic process
Cellular component (GO): nucleus; cytoplasm
Molecular function (GO): diphosphoinositol-polyphosphate diphosphatase activity; bis(5'-adenosyl)-hexaphosphatase activity; endopolyphosphatase activity
Source: RefSeq, a predicted model, not a curated record